UUAUGAAGGAUUGUUGGGUUCCGCCUUGGAACUGCAAAAGGUUCAUUUACUGUGAGGAGUCCACCCCCAGAAACCAAAGACAAGUAUUGCCUUUAUGUCUUCGGGUUAAAUACGAUCCAAGCAUUUUGCCCAUCUUGCUGCUGGAAUCAGUUUAAUGUUACAAAUCCUUUAUAAAAAUACCAUAGAAAUCGGGACAUAUAUUGAGAACAAAAAUCAAUGAAAUGUAAAUACCCCCAUGUCAAUUUACAAAACAAAGACCAGUGUGCCAACCAGAUCAAGCCAACGAUUACAAAUCCUCCAUUCAAACGUUAAGUUGACCGCGCAUACAUUGCCAUCAUAUACCGACAGACCUGUCUUGUUUGGCUGCCAGAGCUGAAAAACAAUGCAACUGUCCAUGACAUGGUCGCAGACAAACGCAGUAAUAUAUAAAAUAAAUUGCGUGUCUGCUCAUUGGUCAUGUAUCUAGAAUAAAAGCAGAGGUUUUCAGAAAAGUCCUUAAUAUUAUGAGGAGGCAGUAUUUAUACCAUCAUAACUUGUGACCCUGACGAGAAUGAUAGGUGUGCUGUUAUUCCCUGCUUAUACUUUACCAAUCUUAUUCAUGUACGUUAGUAUGCAAAAACACUCGACUAAGCAGACUAUAUUUGCUUAGUUGACAAUGCAAUGUGGUGCAAAUGUUCCCAAAAUACAACCACACUAUAAUCCAAAACUAACCUAAGUGACCCGAAAAUAACCUUAAUUGUUAAGUCACACGAGCGUGUAAAUUUAAACAAAAGCUUCAUGAUAUUGUGACAGACUACUUUUUGUUCCACUGAGAAACUGUUUGCCUUUCAUUUAAUAUUACUUAAAGAUCCAAUAUUGUUGCACGCUAAAAGGUCGUCUGUGAUCAGGAAUAUCUUAAACAACUAACUGUCUUAUAUGAUGAGGAUAGCAUCUAUGUUAUCACAGCUGCGAACCCACGUCAAAGUUGUCCUCCUUGGCUAGCAUCUGAAUAAAGAAAUUCAACUACUUAGUGGACAUACUGCCGUGAUGUCGGAUGAAAUACCUGCUAAACGGCGAAAACUAGAAGAAGAGCCUGGCCUUGCCGAAGGUUGCACCGAAACGCAACACUGCUCAGAAGAUCCUAAAAACGAGGUUCCAGUAGACGUUCCAUCUUGUUCAGGACAAAAUACAACACAAUAUUUAAAGAAAACGGUUACAAAGGUGGUGUGUCAGCAACAAAUACAACUAGUUGUUGCUGAUAAAAAAAAUAUCAACACUCAUCAAAGCUGUGUUUUAAAAGAUCUUCAAAAGACCCUUAUUGAGUAUAACCUGGCUAAUAACUCAAAAUUAACUUUGGGGCCCUUGUUUCGAAAGGAAAAUCCAGACCUUGAUGAUUUUUACGUUCCACCAACACUUUCUCAGCUAUUACCAAAGCGGAAGGAAACUGAAUCUACCAGUUACGAAAGUAAACCAAUAACUAGUCUAGAGCAACUAUUAAAUCCACUUGGCAAACACAAAAGAUUCACCUGCAUCACAUCAAACGCUGGAUUUGGCAAAACCUCGUUCUGUAAAUUAUUAGCUCGUUUAUGGUGUGGCGUAAAAAAAGACGACAAGCACCUAUUGGAGAAAUUCAAAGCGAAAGCAGAUUAUUUGCAUGACGUAGAAUACUUAGAUAAGUUCGGAUACCUCUUCUAUGUCAGUCUUAAAGAGGUCAAAUGCAACACUGGUAAUGUUGAAGACAUUAUAUUCAGCCAUCUUCUAGAGGAUAUUGAUGAUACGUGGGAUAAUGUUGAUAAAAACAGAAUUUUACGAGAAAACUUGAAUAAGACAAAUAGUUUGGUCAUAUUAGAUGGAUUAGACGAGAUGAACAUAUCUAAGUUCAAGACUCCGCUUGCAUCUAGGAAAUACACACUUAUUUGCACUUCUCGUCCUUGGAAACUUUGCGAGUUGGGCAUGUCUACAUCGGAAUACAUGGAAAUUCAGCUUGAGGAAAUGAACUUGGAAAGUGCACUUAAACUUAUAGAAAAUGCCAAUGUUUGCUUGAAUAGCCAGUCUGCCAAAAAGCUUGAUAAUGUUGCAUUUUCUACUGAACUAAAAGAGCAGAACUUGGAAAGUCUUUUGUCAAAUCCACUAUCCUUGCAAUUACUUUGCAUUUAUCAUGAUCGAUAUGACAUACAUGCAACAGGAACGAGUCAUUUUUUACUAGCAACGACACGAACGCACCUGUUUGCCAACGCAGUCGAUAUGAUGUUGAAACUCGCAAGCGAGAAAGAGCCAGAUUGCUUUAAAACUUUGUCCGACAGAGAUAAGAACAGAUCAGAUCCUCCACUACUACCAACGGGAUUUGAUUGCUUUAAAACUUUGUCCGACAGAGAUAAGAACAGAUCAGAUCCUCCACUACUACCAACGGGAUUUGAUGAAGCUGAUACAUGCAACAGCAUACCAUCAUUCGUCCUUAGUCUUGGAGAGUUAGCAUUUCAAGACAUAAAGCGAAAGUCUGAAACUGAAAUGCCGGAAAGACUUGUUUGUCAGUAUCUUCACGACAAGGAUAAAAAAACUGAAAUAAGGUUUCUUUUAGCAUCCGGUCUUAUAUCAGGAUCUGCCUCCAGCCGAUACAGUGACAAUUCAAUGGUUUACUCAUUUUUGCACAAAAUGUUUCAAGAAUUGCUUGCAUGUGUAUACAUUUCCACAAAGCCUUUGAACAGCGGCGAAUGGGGUCAGUUUCUAUCAUACUUUGAAAAAACUUUAUCUCCAGAUAUCAUGUCAUUCUUGUGUGUAAUGAACUAUGAGCAGGGGAUAAAGUGUGCUGAAUUGUUCAGUUCAAGUAAAACACUUUUCUACAGAGAAGGAAAAUACUAUGAAUACGAUUUGAUCAGUUAUCAAGAUGCUGUGCUCAAUGCUCACAAGAAAUGCACCAGUAAUGGGGCGCAAAGAACAGAAAUUGCUUUAAAUCACAUGCUUAUAGACAGAAAAACUAAUAAGGGACCGCCUUGCUCAUUGGUAGAAAAAAAUGUGAAAAAUAUUAUUACAUUGCUUUUGAAAUCUUCUGAAACAGAAAAAGAUUUAGAUGCGGAGUUUAGAGAAAAUAAGUUGACAUCAUUACGUACUCUUAUCAUUACUGGCGAUAAUGAUACAUUGAUGCUCGAAACACUUACAGAACCGUCAAGUGGGAAUUUACGAAUUCUUCUCAUCAAAGAUGUAGAGUUAAAGCAAAAGCAAGUUGACCUAACAGGCUGCAAAUAUUUAACUGAUAUUGAAGUAGAAAAUGUUGACUUUUCGUCUGUGGACGUCAAAGCGGGAAACUUGGAAAAGUUCUGGAUGUACACUAAAAAUAAAACACAAUCAAACACCCCUGCCGAGCUUCGAAUUCACGGAAACUUUUCUUCAAAACUGAAAAAGCUGAGUGUCAUGAAUGUUAAGCUUAUCACUCCUAUUGAUUUGUCUGAUUGUGUUUAUUUACAGAUAUUAGUAAUACAACAAAUUACUUCCAGUCCCGAAGACAAUGCAAAAUGCUUUCAAAACAUUAAUCAUUUUACACAUUUGAAAUCGGUACAAUUAGUGUCAUUAAAAUAUCCAGACAAUAUCACACUUGAUUUUUCUCUUCUCAAAGACCUCGAACGACUUAUUAUAGAAAAUGUGGAGGUUGAAAAAAUCAUCAUUGCGGCCGGGAAACUAAGUGAAUUAUGGGUAUAUGGUUGUGUACCGAAUGCAAAUACGAUUCAACCACUAAUUGUUACCGUCGCUGCCUCGUCCAAUUUUAAAAAUCUGGAACAUCUUAGUCUUGUUCAUGUUGAACUGAAUGGACAAUUAGAUUUGUCACAGUCAACCAAGUUAAAUAAAUUCAUAGUGCGCAAUGUGUCUUCAGUAGAAGGAAUGUCCGUUUUAAAGUUUUUAGCGGACUGCAAGGAGCUACAAGAACUUUGGAUUGAAGCAUUAAAUUCACACGAGAAUGAGGAGCUGGACAUGUCAAAAAUGACGAACCUCAAGAGGGUGUAUAUCGAUGUGCAGACCUUAAAUGUACAGACUGUCAAGAUCCCAAUUACAAAAUUAGAAAUAUUUUGGGCUUAUGUCUCCAAACCGAAAAAGCAAAUCCCUCCGCCAAUUAAGCUUUGCCUUCUAGAGCACGCACAAUUCACCAGAACAAUUAAAGAAUUAAGUCUAGAAAAUGUUCGAGUAAACGAAGCUGAUUUAUCAAUGUGUGAAAACCUGUCGAAACUUCGUAUUGACAAAAUUUCACAAUCAGUUGUAGAAAAGGUUUGUGCAUAUGCAGUAAAAAAACUGUAUCUUGUUAACGUAAAGGAAGAUCGAAUGGCAAAGUUAUUCGAAGCUAAAUUGGGCAAUCUCUCAAAACUAUCAUUUGAGCGCUGUGAAGAGCAAGCCACUUUGCCCAUUUUUAAAAGUGCGAGUACUUUGCAGACAUUCAAAUCAGUGCGAUUCAAGAAUACUCGAGUAGAAAACAUUGUCGACCAAUUCGCAGAGAUACGUGUUGACGAGAUGGAAUUUGAAGAUAUGUCUCUAACGGACGCAGCGCUUAUUGAUAUUGCAAAGCGCUCCAAAGGUUUGAAAUGCAGCAUUAGGAAAAGCACCAUUUUGAGCACAAACAUUGAAGACGCUUUUGACAAAUUGAAGAAGGUUGGCCGAAUUACCGAGGGUCCGAUUAUUAUAGACAGCAUUGUUGAAACAUCGAGCCAUCAAAUCUAUUACCUGAAAUUUGAGACAAAUCAUUGACCGUAUUGAAUGGACAUCUCAUAUGUAAGAACUUGCGUCUCCAACUUUGAGCCAAAUGUUAAAUACAUACUUUGGAAACCAAAACGCUUAGUUAAGGUGUUACAUUUUAAGAUGAUUCUUGAACACGCAUGGAGAAUAAUAGCACAAUCAUGUUCAAUAUCAAUAUUAGUCGCAAUAUAAAAAAGGUAAGUCAUAACCUUAGUACGUCAUAUGCAUAGGCAAGGUUUAGUUUUGUAAAAGGUGUAAUUAUAGCCGCUGUAUUUUGUGAAGGUGAAAUCUUACUUGAAUAUAUUCAUGAACAGUACAAUUUGUAAUGGUUGUGAUUGGUUAUUAUUCAAGAAAUAUGAGUUUGUGAUUUAUUAUAAUUGUUGUUUUUGUAUGUUAUUGUUUGGUUGCAUGUAUUUAAUUUAAUGUAGAAAUGUAAAUUAUGCAAUGUUGCCUUUUCUAUAUUGUUAGUCAAGGAAUGCAUUUAAAAUAUAAAUUAUUUGUUUGAGAAUGAAAUAAAUGAAAACUGUAUGUA
Messenger RNA from Mya arenaria, 5227 nucleotides. RefSeq lists its product as uncharacterized. Lineage: Eukaryota; Metazoa; Mollusca; Bivalvia; Myida; Myidae. Bases 1027 to 4707 code for a protein of 1226 amino acids. The transcript is spliced from 4 exons. The record is from RefSeq and is a predicted model, not a curated record.